CCCGGGGCUGCGGCCGCGGCCGCGGGGCUGCGGCUCCCCAGCCCCGCCAGCCAGCCCCAGCGCUCCGAGGGAGAGGAGAGGUCUGGACGUGGUGGCUGGACCAGUGGCAGACUCAAAUCCAGGCCAACUGUAUGGCUGUCUGAGGUGUUGGAACAGAAGGAGGUCCAUUCCUGUUGGUGACAGCACUGUGGCCCUGUUCUGGGAUGACCGAGGUAUAAAGGUUUCCCCCAAGAAAAGGCAGCUGAGUCCUUGCAUCUUGUGGCAGCUGGUGUGCCCAGCACUGAGUCCAUCGGAGCUGAAGGCAGCCCGGCCCCUUCUCAUGGGCAGCACCCACCUGUGCUGAGGUCCUGCAGCGGUGGCGGUGUGAGGAGCUGUGCAGUCAGUUGUAACUGAAAAUGUCUGACAGUCUGGAUAAUGAAGAGAAACCCCCAGCUCCCCCACUGAGGAUGAACAGUAACAACCGGGACUCUUCGGCACUCAACCACAGCUCCAAACCACUUCCCAUGGCCCCUGAAGAGAAGAAUAAGAAAGCCAGGCUUCGCUCUAUCUUCCCAGGAGGAGGGGAUAAAACCAAUAAGAAGAAAGAGAAAGAACGCCCAGAGAUCUCUCUUCCUUCAGACUUUGAACAUACGAUUCAUGUGGGGUUUGAUGCAGUCACCGGGGAAUUCACUCCAGAUCUCUAUGGCUCACAGAUGUGCCCAGGGAAGCUCCCAGAGGGAAUUCCUGAGCAGUGGGCACGAUUACUCCAAACCUCCAACAUCACAAAGCUGGAGCAGAAGAAGAACCCACAGGCCGUUCUAGAUGUUCUCAAAUUCUAUGAUUCCAAAGAAACCGUCAACAACCAGAAAUACAUGAGCUUUACAUCAGGAGACAAAAGUGCACAUGGAUACAUAGCAGCCCAUCCUUCGAGUACAAAAACAGCAUCAGAGCCUCCUUUGGCUCCUCCUGUGUCUGAAGAAGAAGAUGAAGAAGAGGAAGAAGAAGAAGAUGAGAAUGAGCCCCCACCAGUUAUUGCACCAAGACCCGAGCAUACAAAAUCAAUCUACACUCGUUCCGUGGUUGAGUCCAUUGCUUCACCAGCAGCACCAAAUAAAGAAGUCACACCACCUUCUGCUGAGAACGCCAACUCCAGUACUUUGUACAGAAACACAGAUCGGCAAAGGAAAAAAUCCAAGAUGACAGAUGAGGAGAUCCUAGAGAAGCUAAGAAGCAUUGUGAGUGUUGGUGACCCAAAGAAAAAAUACACAAGAUUUGAAAAAAUAGGUCAAGGGGCAUCAGGUACUGUUUAUACAGCGCUAGACAUUGCCACAGGACAAGAGGUGGCCAUAAAGCAGAUGAACCUUCAACAGCAGCCCAAAAAGGAAUUAAUUAUUAAUGAAAUUCUGGUCAUGAGGGAAAAUAAGAACCCCAAUAUUGUAAAUUAUUUAGAUAGCUACUUAGUGGGUGAUGAACUGUGGGUGGUCAUGGAAUACUUGGCUGGUGGCUCUUUGACAGAUGUGGUCACAGAGACCUGUAUGGAUGAAGGACAGAUAGCAGCUGUCUGCAGAGAGUGCCUCCAAGCUUUGGAUUUCUUACACUCAAACCAAGUGAUCCACAGAGACAUAAAGAGUGACAAUAUUCUCCUUGGGAUGGAUGGCUCUGUUAAAUUGACUGAUUUUGGGUUCUGCGCCCAGAUCACCCCUGAGCAAAGUAAACGAAGCACUAUGGUGGGAACUCCCUAUUGGAUGGCACCUGAGGUGGUGACUCGAAAAGCUUAUGGUCCGAAAGUUGAUAUCUGGUCUUUGGGGAUAAUGGCAAUCGAAAUGGUAGAAGGUGAACCCCCUUACCUUAAUGAAAAUCCACUCAGGGCAUUAUAUCUGAUAGCCACUAACGGAACCCCAGAGCUCCAGAAUCCUGAGAGACUGUCUGCUGUAUUCCGUGACUUUUUAAAUCGCUGUCUUGAGAUGGAUGUGGAUAGGCGAGGAUCUGCCAAGGAGCUUUUGCAGCAUCCAUUUUUAAAAUUAGCCAAGCCUCUCUCCAGCCUGACUCCUCUGAUUAUCGCUGCAAAGGAAGCGAUUAAGAACAGCAGCCGCUAGGACUGCAAGCCUUACCCCCACCACCUCCCUCCCGAGUAAGGCUGAGGUAAAACUCCGCUGCAGGAAAGAUGGAAGAAAAGACAGUCAAAUGGGGUGGGGCUUCUUUAACUUUCAAAUGAAUAGAAACUUCUUAUAAGCCUUUUUCCUACUCCCUCAGAUUAUGUAAUUUAUUUGUAAGCCUGAAUCGCAGCCCAAACAGGGCAGCAAUGUCGAAGUGGCCAUAAAGUGGUCACUUCCACCGUGAAGCGAAAGAGCCAGUAGUGAAUCCCUUCAUUUUGUGCAUUCACUUUGAAGAAAAAGAGAUUUCUCAAAGAUGCACACUCCCUCUUCAUCGUGUCGUGUUCGUUUUUAAGUUAGAGAGUAGUCCCUCUUGCAUUCGAACCUCCUUCAAAACUCCUUACCCAAUGUGAUGUUUUUCACUUGCAUUGUCAUUAGCUGUCCAGAAAAAAAAAGAUGUCAAAACGUUUUUUUUAAAAAAAGAAAGUAAAAAACAAAAACAUAACAAAAAAACAAAAACAAAAACAAAAACAAAACAAACAAACAAAAAAAACCAGAGCAAGUACUGUGUGAACAUGUGGAAGUCCAUGCCCUAAUAGAGUUGAAAUUUUUUAUUCUUCUUCUAUAGUGGUGGCUUGGUUUGUGUACCUGUUUUUCUGCAUUUGUAUUGGAAAAUGUUUCUUUUAAGACAUUUUCCAAAAGCAGAGAGGAAUAUGUAUGUUCAGGAAGGGCUUUUAAAAACUGUAUAUCUAAAUAAAGUUCAAAUGGUGAAAUCUUAUCACAUUUUCAUGAUGCUGCUUAAGAGGUAGUUGAUUUAUCAUUUGUAAACCAGCUCGUUCAUCUCAUGAUACCUGAAAAAAGACACAUCAAAACUGUGGCACUCCAAUUGGGUGAGUCCAGGUCCUAAACCUAGGAAAUCCUGUUAGGAGAAACCAUACUUAAACACAGCUGGGACUUUCUCUAAGAGCCGAAAGGAAAACAAUCUAAGUGUGCAAUACUGAAAUCCUUGCUGGAUAGUAAGUAAACGAAGAUAAAGAUUCCGAAUUUAAUCCUCUCUUGUGCUUGUGGAACAUAUACACUGUGAAAUUGGCACAUCGGGAGGCAACAGACCCAUUAACUGACAUUUGCUGAUGAUAAGAAUGAUUAAUCUUGACAAUUUAUAACGUUUUAAAUAAUUUUUAAAAGAUCUGGAGAACAGAAAUAUUGUAAGCAUUCAACUCUAUAAGAAAUGGGAGGAAAACUACAUCCCGAUCAACAUUUGGCUUGAAAUAUUUGUUCCCAUUUUACCUGUGUAUCACCAAUUUCUGUCUCCAGAGGCGGUGUGAUCAUCCUUAGUUCUCUGGGCUUUUGAAUUUCAAACGUGUGUGUAAAGAUUUUGAGGUUCUCCAGUGAACAGAAUUUGGGUUUGCAGUCAUAUAGCCCAAGAAACAUCAGUCCAACUGAAUUCCUUUUGGGACUUGGGGAAAAUCUGAAAAUUUGACUGUUAUUUCACCAUGUAUCAGUUUAUUAGGAAUUUAACAGUUGGCACUUCCUGAAUCUUCUGAGAGUAGAAAAACAUCUGGAGGGUGUGUGCAUAGAAAAGGAUAUGCUUCUCUUUCGAGUGUAUUGUCAGUUUUAUAAAUUCUGCUGAGUUGUUUCUCUAAGCCUUUGAAAAGCUAGCAGUUCGUGCAGUAGCAGGCUUCUUGAUCUAUAGUAUGUCAAGAAUCUGAAUAGAACCUAUCUACAUUCAGCAAGAGAGGGAAAGAGAUCAAUGACCUGGGCCUCUCUCCUUCUCUGCCGAGGCACAUCCAUCCAUGUCAUCAUCUAUCCAUUCCUUAAAAUGAAAGCACUUUCUUUAGAGAGUUUCUGCUAACCAUAUAGUGCACAUGUUUAUGUUCAGGAGAUGACACCACUGGUGGAUUUCCUAUUUUCCUAUUGUUUUCUUUGACUAUGAAAUUUGGAUGGGGCUUAACCCUCACCCCCAGAAAAUGUCCACAGUGAGAUACAACAACAAAUGUAAAAAGAAGAUCAAACGGUAAUAUUAAUUUGAAGCUUACUAUGUUAUACGCCACAAAAAUGGCUGGGCCUGAAAUUUUUAAUGCCCUAGUGUUUUCAUAAGAGAGAGAGAGAGAGAGAGGCCUUAAUUUUUAUUUCUUUUAAAAUUAAGUAUUUUUUAAAUUUUUCAUUCAUAGUGCCAGGGAAUUCAAUGAAAUGAUACCUGGGAUGCAAACAGAAUUCGGUCCAUGGGUAACUAAGCCCUGCCAGUGGAGAGAGCCCCAACCCUGGUUGGGAAGCCCUAGGUGUCUGUUAGCAUCCCUUGUAUGUCAUAAAGGCCCUUAUUUUGGUAGGGGGAGACCUGGAGCAGUGAUCCUUCAGAUUACUGUAAGUAGAGAAAUGGCUGCUCUUCUAUGCUUUCAAUUCAGCAUACUAACAACGAGGGGCCCGGUACGUCUUUAUCACAUCCUGUUGUACCAAGAUUUUAUGAGACUAUAUACCCCAGUAGGCUUUACUCUUACAAACUUAUAUCUAUGUAAAUUUUAAAAUGAGAACAGCUUCUAAAGACCCUUCCCCGUGUUGGAGAGUUAUGUAUAUUUCUAAUGAGUAUUAGAGAGAAGCUGUUUCUCCUGCCAAAAUGAUGCUGAAGGAUUCACAUUUGGUACACUUGACCAAGUUGGACUCCAGAUGGUUAAUAGUUUAUUCCCUUUCCCUGGAUUUUUUUAAAGCUCAUCUUGAAACAGGUGAGUCUAUCCAGAUCUUUAAAAGUCGCUGGCGUGCCCUGAGAUAAUGAGGGUGCAUCGUCGAAUGUUGAUUCCAAAAUGUCCUGAGAUAGGGAUAGGGCAGUGGGAAAGUCAGGGAAGGGUGAGAAGCACAGUAGAGAUUAUUUAUUUAAGAAAGAAGAGAACAUUAAUGUUGUAGCAAGGAUCCGGUACGUUGUCAUAAUCCCGUGAGGAUUUUUGGAUGAUUAGAUCCCCUCAAAUCAGUCACCAUGUUGGGUAAUGACUUCGUUCUUGCUGAUCUUGUCUUUGUGUCAUUGUAAAUAUUUGUGUGUCCAUGUUCCAUUUUGGCUACUGGAUGGCCAAGUCCUGUAAGAAGAUUUAACUCAAGUAUUUAUUCUUUAAUUGUGUUAUUCAGAUUUCUUUCAGGCUUGUGAAUUGCACCCCAAUGUUUGAGUUUAACCACCUGAUCCCCCCAUCUUUCCCUCCCCUGUGAAGCACAUUCCAUUGCUAAAAGAAAAAGAAAUACGAAAUUGCUUCCUGUCGUCUGUAUAACUGUUUUGAUAGUUUGAGAUGUUUGUCUAUAAAGGAUAUUUCUCAGCUCAAAGAUCGUGUAAAUAAUUAUAUUCCUUUGCUCAAUGGGUUGUUUAUUUCUAAUAGGGCUGCCAGUUCUCAGAGAGAAUCUAUAAAAUCACUUUUAAAUAACAUAAGCAGAGAUUACAACUAUGUAGAAAUAAGCGUGCAUAUGGACAAAGACUGGGAACACAGAUAAUUGAAAUAAGUUGUGUUAGGGUGGUGGGAUUAUGUGAAAUUUUUUUUUCUUUUCACAAUUUUCUUUGAUGUUGUUAUAAUAUUGCUUUAUAAUAAAUAAACAUCAGAAAGGGGACUAUAGAAACAUAGAAAAGAUGCCGGAAGCAGACACCUUCUGGCCAGAGCCCAGAGCAUGCAGGGCACAGAUAUUUGCUAGUUACAAUUAUUCCAUAGGCUUUAUAUUUGCCUGGGUGCUGAGUUUGGCACACGCUCGGGUAUGGCACGUGCUUUCUUAGGGGACUAGUAUCUAUAAGUUAAGGCUAGGGAGAUGUCGCUAUUAGAACUCCAAACACAUCCUUCUGCUGUAAAACUGGCUGCCCCCCCACUUUGGUAUGGUAUUGAGGUUUCUGUUUUGGUUACUUUAGAUUGGAGGGCUGACCUUCGAUUAGCCCCCUGGAUAACAUCUGUUUCAAGUAUCACCUUUCUGGAUCAUUUUAGUAGAUUUUCAGGUUGAAUUUUAGAAGAAUAGAAGGCUAAGAUUCCCCAGCCCCAGCCACUUCCUUGGCCAACAGGAUGUAACAUCAUUCAGGUAGGAUUUUCUUUUAAUGACCAGUAGGCAAGUCCUGUUGAUUUCAGUAGAAGUUACGACUUACACUUAAAAGCUGGCUGUGAAAACAUUAAGACAAAUAUUUAGAACUGCCUUGGCCUGUUGGCAUUCAGGCACCGUCCUUUUAGCUUUGGCCUGAGAUGGUGGCCUCUAUGUGCUUUCUGUCUUGCCUGAUUAUAGGUUGUACGCAGUAACUACCAUCAUUUUAAAAAAGGGAGACUAGCUACCCCGAGAGAGGAAUUUCCUUCUAAGUCACCAAAGAAAUUGUAGGUGAGGGCUUUUAUAAUGGGGUAGUGGCCUCAGAUGUUCCACAGUCUCACCCAGAGCAGACCUAAUACCCAGAGAACCCACAGCCUUUUCUUUGGCCAUUCUCAACAUACAUCUACUUCAGAGAGUCUUAACCCUGCCAUCCCCAGUUUUGAAUCUCAUGGUCCUUUUCUGAGCUACUCACAGUUAAUAUUCAGUUAAACAAAGGCAUGGCCAGUGAUGCAAGCUUCUCCCAGUCUCUGAGCAAGAAGACUGAAAUUCAGCAUUUGUAAACUGACAGUCUAAUAGGCCUGGGAUUUGGAGUGAACUUAACACACAAUUCUGAACAUAUAUUUGCAUGUGGAUUGGGAAGGAAAUAAAUGGGACCUUGGAAAUAAUGGAAAUAUUUUUCCUAAGAAAGAAUUUUUUCAUAAGAAGUUUGUUUCUGAUAUAAUCUUUCUGUUGGUUAGCUUUCAUGUUUUUUUUCACUCCUUUUCUCAUCCCACAGUCCUUUAGUGACCAAAUGAAUAUAACCUAACUCCUCAUGCAUCGGGAGAGUCUGUUUAAUAUUAAACAAUGUCUAACUGAAUCUGCAAAUGCGGGAACUGAGAUAUCACUUCCAUGCGCACACUUCUGUGUUCAAGUAGACUCUAAUAACAACAGGUAGCACUUACUGCCACGUAUUGUAGUCACACUUGCAAGAUAAACUGAGAGAGGCUGGUUAGUGCCAUCAGGGUCUCCUUUGGAAGCUGCCAUCAGGUGAGUGCUAUCCCAUAAUACCAGCAAUAAGGCAAGUUACCGUGUUCACCUGAUUUAGGACCUAAGAGGAAACCAACAGCAAUUAGAGAGAAUCAGUCGGAUGCAGUGGAAGAAGUACUAGCCUGGAAGUAAGGAUACUUGGAUUCCAAUAUAGGAUCUAUCAGUAACUUACUGGGUGACCUUGGGCAAGUCACUUAACCAUUUUGUGGCCAUAUCCUCAUCUAGAAAAUAAGGCUCUUGGACUGGUUCUGUAAGGCCUUUCCAAAGGCUCUAACAUUCUGUGGUACUAUAGGUUGCCUUGCAAAUUCAACCUGCUAACGUGAUGGCAAAUAUCACCUGCUUAAGCCUGGGUCUCUUAUGUUGCAGUUAAACAAUAGAACUAGGUACAAUAAUGCCAAAAAAAAAAAACCCUCAAGUAAAUGAAGUUAAUAAUACUAGGGAAUGUUGAUAAAACUUGUGGCAGCCUUCUAGUUUUUUCACAGUUGUUUUGUUGUUGUUUUAACGUCCUUUUUCUGUUGAGUGUUCCCAUUUUCAUUUUCCAUACAGUCUGUAUGUCAAGUCUGGGUUUCAUUAAGCUGUGGCCAGUAUUUGCUACUAGAACAGAGAUACACUGUCACACUUGCUAGAGUAGAACUGUACUUGGGCCUCUGCGUUCCUCUGAAGCGGUGUUGGGCUUUCUAGAGUUUACUUCUUAAAUGGCACAAGAUGGCAGAACCCAUGCAUUUUAAUGACUGGGACUACUGAGUGGGCCUAAGCACUUGCAGAUUGCAGAGAGAAAAAGGGAAAGGUGAUUACAUGCUAUUAGCAUUAAGGAGUGUUGACAUAUCUACUUGUUGGGAACCAAAGAUAGCAUUUCUGAUGACAACUCCCCGAGGGAUGGGCCAGUUGGAUGAGUAUGCUACUGGGAAGAGGAUAAACCGAUAGUCAGUGGACAGUCCCAAUGCCCUGCCUACAGCAGUGCCAACCAGCCUUGAGUGUGAAAUUCCGGUUCAGUGUGUGUGCUUGUGUGUGGUGUGCUUUAUGGACCCGCAUAUACUAUAGUCAUUAGUGAUGAUGACACCUUUCAUGGAACUCUAUAACCAUUAGUGGGUUGAAUUUUAAAUCUCAGUACAUCACCAAGGAGGAGACAAGUCACAGGGUAGUGAUGUGUACUGGGAUUAUACUCAUAAUAGCCGGACAAAACCAGUUGAGGAGGAUCUACAUUUCAUUGUUUAUCAGAAUUGUAUCUCAUUUGGCUGUGCAUUACUUUUGUUGAAAUGUGUUAUCUGUAAACCCAUGUGUAGUGAAAUUCUUCUGUAACUUUGGAGUAAAGGUAUUUAUGGUCUUUUUGUUUGUUUGAUUUUUUUCAGUAAGUUAUUUCUUUUGUGGACCUGCUGAUGGUACGAUUCCAUCCUUCUGACCUCAGCAUUCGAUCUUUUUGAGGACUUUUGUUUCCAAUACUGUUAUUUUAAAUUGUGGUUGAAGCAAUAGAAAAUUGAAAUAUGGAUUGUGCAUGACUGUGUCUUGAGUGUAAAAAUAUUGCAGUUUGAAACUUGGACCUAAAGUAUUGCAAAUAAAAAUGACAAACAUCAA
Molecule: messenger RNA, 8699 nt
Organism: Camelus dromedarius (Arabian camel)
Lineage: Eukaryota; Metazoa; Chordata; Mammalia; Artiodactyla; Camelidae
Gene: PAK3
Product: p21 (RAC1) activated kinase 3
Exons: 18
Coding region: 396-2075 (559 amino acids)
Biological process (GO): regulation of actin cytoskeleton organization; intracellular signal transduction; protein phosphorylation
Cellular component (GO): cytoplasm
Molecular function (GO): protein serine/threonine kinase activity; ATP binding
Source: RefSeq, a predicted model, not a curated record